AUGACUAAGGGCACAGAGAGUAGGUGGAAAAUGCUAAAGCGCGAAGCGCAACCUUUGCUAAAGACAUUCAUUACGGAAGAAAAGCAUUCGCCCGAUUACCUCACCGUUGAUGGCAAUUUUUACAUUCCUGCGUACGAUAAUAAGCUUAAAUCCUUGACCACUAAAUUUGAACAGUGGAUACUCUCAAAAGUGCUGGCCAAGGAUCCAAAUCUAUCCGAGGAGGCGAUAAUUAUAUCUCUUUAUGAAGACUAUGCUAAUGAUGUUCGUCUUUUUAGUGGUGGCUAUGAGUCUGCAACCUUUAACUUCUUGGAGAUGCAAACACAUCGUGACAUAUUGCGAACACCAGUCUUAGACUGUCGUCUGUCUGAUGCACUUUCAGCCCUUCCAGAAGGUACUCCCGACAGGGAUCAGUUUGCUGCAAAAUAUAAACGAUCUGUCAUGAACUGGCUAGUACAGUCGUCUGCCGUUGACUUUUUGCAUUUGCUCUUGGUCUGCAUGGAAUGGUUAUGCACUGAGUAUUCCAUUCCAGCUCGUUUUGUGAUCUCCAUACAUGAUGAGGUUGCCUAUAUCGUUUUAAAUUGCUGA
This is a messenger RNA of Strongylus vulgaris, 585 nucleotides long. The record is from the annotation of a GenBank genome assembly. NCBI's taxonomy places the organism in Eukaryota, Metazoa, Nematoda, Chromadorea, Rhabditida, Strongylidae.